ACCGCAGCGCCGCAGCGGGAUCAGCCAGACUCAGCUGUUUCUGAUCGCCUAACUCCAAUCGCGGCAAUCUCUAGCAGUCGCAGUCCACUGUUCCUUUUUUUUUUGGGGAAUAAAUCCACUCCUCUAGGACAAUAACAAUGGCCACUUCCAUCGAGCUCCACGCCUUCUUCCACCUCAAGCCUUCCCCUUCGGCUUCCUUCCUUAGGCAAAGGUCGCACCAUUCGAGAUUUACGUGUCAGUCAAAUGGGCCGGCAACGGCAGCUCCGUCAGUUCCAGCCGCCCAUGUGGAUUCUGACCCUCGCAAGCAGGAGCGUACCGCUGUGCGUCUUGGCCUCCCCAGUAAGGGUCGCAUGGCUGAGGAAACCCUAACCCUCCUCAAGAAUUGCCAGUUAAUGGUGAGGCAGGUGAAUCCGCGGCAAUAUGUGGCCGACAUUCCGCAGCUUUCAAACCUUGAGGUUUGGUUUCAAAGGCCGAAAGACAUAGUGCGUAAAUUGCAGUCAGGAGAUCUUGACCUUGGCAUUGUGGGCCUAGAUACAGUUUGUGAGUAUGGACAGGGGAACGAGGAUCUUAUUUUAGUGCAUGAUGAGCUUGAAUAUGGAGAUUGCCGUUUAUCCAUUGCAAUUCCUAUGUAUGGGAUUUUUGAAAAUAUAAAUUCUCUGGAAGAUUUAGCAAAAAUGCCACAAUGGACAAAUGAAAGGCCUCUGCGUAUUGCAACUGGAUUCACAUAUCUUGGUCCGAAAUUUAUGAAAGAUAAGGGUCUGAAACACGUUAGCUUCUCAACAGCUGAUGGCGCACUUGAGGCAGCUCCAGCUAUGGGAAUUGCUGAUGCUAUUCUGGAUCUUGUGAGCAGUGGAACAACUUUGCGUGAGAACUAUUUGAAAGAAAUUGAUGAUGGGACUCUGAUAGAGAGCCAAGCUGUACUUGUUGGAAGCAAGAAAUCUUUGAGUCAUCGUGCAGGUGUACUGGAUAUUACCCAUGAAAUUCUUGAGAGACUAGAGGCACACCUGAGGGCAACUGGCCAAUAUACGGUCACUGCUAACAUGAAGGGAAACAAUGCUGAAGAAGUGGCUGAGAAAGUUCUUGGUCAAGCAUCAUUAUCUGGAUUGCAGGGUCCUACUAUAAGCCCAGUAUACUGCAAGUCUGAUGGCAAGGUCAAAGUGGAGUACUAUGCAAUUGUCAUCUGUGUCCCCCGAAAGGCUCUUUAUAAGUCCGUUAAACAGCUGCGAUCUAUUGGUGGUAGUGGAGUGCUAGUUUCACCCCUUACCUACAUUUUUGAGGAAGAAACUCCAAGAUGGCGAAGACUUCUUGAGAAACUCGGGAUGUAACUAGUCAUUUUGUUGUAGUUUGCCGUAUUUCCUUCUUGUAAAAUGAUCGUGGUUGCUUAGUGUCUAAGCAAUGGCUCGUUAGGCUUGGAAAUAUUUUAUGCCAACUGUUUCCUGUUUAGUUUUCCAAUGGCUAAAUAUUGCAAAUUUGGUUCCUUUGUUCCCUGUUUUGUAUCCUGAAAAUUUGAAAUUCAGAUUCAAUAAUACUUGAAAUUUAUGUGA
Molecule: messenger RNA, 1544 nt
Organism: Dendrobium catenatum
Lineage: Eukaryota; Viridiplantae; Streptophyta; Magnoliopsida; Asparagales; Orchidaceae
Product: ATP phosphoribosyltransferase 2, chloroplastic
Exons: 11
Coding region: 138-1325 (395 amino acids)
Biological process (GO): L-histidine biosynthetic process
Cellular component (GO): cytoplasm
Molecular function (GO): ATP phosphoribosyltransferase activity; magnesium ion binding
Source: RefSeq, a predicted model, not a curated record